AUGUCCAUUUCACCGGACUGGGUGUCGUCGCUUUCAGUUUUUAAUGCGGCUGUUGCAGCAGGUGUGAAACCGGACAAGUCGAUGGUUGGGAUUUUGUUGGCACAAUGUGAGCAGGCAACUGCGUGGGCUGUGGCAACGCAGGUGUUUGACAUUGCCCAGACGGAGGGAUUUGUCUCCAGCAUUGGUGAAGACUCGUACCAUGCGCUUGUUCGUUCCUUCCACGCAGUUAAGCAGUGGGAAAAGGCGUUGGCGGCGCUGUCGUGGAUGGCCAAAGCCGAUGAGGCGUCCGCGGCAACAGGAAGAGGGGAGCUGCUGGAAUUGUGUGAGCAGUCAGGUCAGUGGGAAGCGGCUAUACGUAUUGGAGGGAUGCUUCUCGAGACACAUUCAUAUCUGCCCGUUCGCACGCGUCUUUCUCUCUUGCUUGCCUCGGCUAAAGGAGCGAUGUGGGACGUCGCGGUGCGAAUACUGCAGGAUUCCCUCGCUGAUGCAAAGCAAUCCCCACAUCCACUCUCCAUCUGUGCUGUUUUACAGGCUUGCGUCGCCUCCAACCGCUGGCAGGAGGCGACGAUGCUUCUGGGGCGAGUGCGCGAAGAGGAGCCGCGAGUCGUGCUACCCCCACUGGCACAUCGGCUAACAAUAAAAGUUUGCGUGGGCUCGGGGCGGUGGUCUGAGGCCAUGGCGCUCCUGGCAGACAUGUAUGCAUCUGGCCUGUCGAGGGACAACCACAGCCAACGCCUAGGGGUGUGGGCUGCGGCACUUUCCGGGAAUUGGAAACUCUCUCUAAAGCACUUGCGACACAUCCCACUGAUUCGCCGCACACCGCAAGAUCGGCUUGUUGUUCGCAGUGCAACCCGGGAUGCCAGUGCAGCGGCGAAGGCCACCGUACUCAGGUACCUCCAGCAGCAGAUAACUUAG
Messenger RNA from Trypanosoma conorhini, 915 nucleotides. RefSeq names its product putative mitochondrial protein. The record is from RefSeq and is a predicted model, not a curated record. Lineage: Eukaryota; Euglenozoa; Kinetoplastea; Trypanosomatida; Trypanosomatidae. The transcript has a single exon. Gene Ontology annotation, molecular function: protein binding. The coding region runs from base 1 to 915 and encodes 304 amino acids.